UAAUCUUCUAUGAACAUUGGACUUACUGGAUUUCCACAACUAUUUUAAGUUCUCGGAAAAUAAAUCGAAUGCUUGAGUGGGGUAUUCGUAUAAUAUCAGAAAAUAGCAUAGGUGUUCAAUAUAGCUACAUCACCUCUAAUAUAUACGUGUCGUGUUCAGAAUAUUCUUUAGCACACAGAUUUUGAUCGGAAAAUCGAGGGCCAUAAAAUAAAUUAUAGAAACACCGAGGCAGAACGUAGUGACGUAAUAGGGAGGUCGUCACUCACUAUACUAAUUUCCGUAAAAUUCCAAAGUUACCUAACGUUAGCUGAAGUAUAUCUCAGCAAAACCACGAUAUUAGUGUGAUGUUAUGUGACCUAACUUUCUGUUGCAAUUUUUUUGUCGUAAUUUCCUCGCUAGUAAAUGCCUCUUUUUGCACGUUCUGUAUCAAUGCACCGCUCAUCGAAGAAUCGGGAAAAAAGUCGAUAAUACCCUUGUCUCUAAUCACCUCACGCCUAGGAAAUCUCGCCUUUAGAACAAAAUUUCAUUUACUAUUUUCCGGGAAUUAUGUUCUCACCGCAUGACGUGGAAUAGGAGCAAAUGCGAGGUGUCCAUUUUCGAAUACGACUAUAAAACGAUUCACCUAACUUCAACCGAAAAAUUAAAUAAAACCAUCCAAGUUUACAAUCACAUAUUACAUAUUUUUUAUACGAUGCUCUAGCACCCUCCAUGGGGCAAUCACAAUCCAAAAUGGAAGGCGAAAGCAGUGAAGUUCACGAAUUCCCGGAAGAAAUAAUCGAGGAAAUUCUCAAAAGACUCCCGGUGAAGCCUCUCGUGAGAUUCAGGUGCGUUUCGAAAUCGUGGCUCUCGAUAAUCUCGAGCCCUGUUUUCAUCAAGCUCCAUCUCGACACCUCACUGAAAAACAACACCACGCACUCACACACUCGUCUCAUAUGCGUAUCCGCCGAUCCACAAAACCACUUCAGAAUUUUCCCUCUCCGUCACUUGAUGGAUGAAGAAGAAACCGAAACCGAAACCGAACCGAUCACUUCGGUUUCUUACAACGCUGGUUAUCCAGACGUACCCAUGCGGAUAGUCGGCUCGUGUCGUGGCAUGGUUUGCGUCGCCUUGAAUGAAGAGAAGUUCUACUUGUGGAACCCUUCAAUCAGGAGGCAAAUACUUUUGCCCCCUUUAAAUAUCUGCCCUGAAUUCGAUUUCUAUAUGAAAGAUGGGUUCGGUUACGAAGAAUUCACCGACGAUUAUAAAGUCGUCGCUAUUUUGUUCUGUAAUUCCCGUGCAGGUCCUUUCAAAGUCAAGAUUUUCAGCCUAAGGGCGAACGCGUGGAAGAGAAUCGAGGAUUUCAAGUACGGGAAUCCGUUGGAUAAUUCUGGUGUGUGCUUGAACGGUAAGCUCCACUGGCUAGUGGACGAGGAUAGUUACCCAGGUAUUGUUUCUCUUGAUUUGCUAACCGAGGAGUACGCGAGAGUGGGCCCGCCGUAUAAUGCGUCAGACAAUUCUUGCGCGAUUGUGGAGUACGACGAGCCUUGUCUGACUUUAGGGUUGUUCAAUGGAAGUCUGUGUAUGUUGUCCGAUGACCAUAGAACGAAUAUGGAUUUAUGGGUUAUGAAGGAUUACGGGGUGGUGGAUUCUUGGGAUAGGGUGGUUAGGGUUUCGCAUUUGGGUAAUCCUGGUUUUUACCCUCACGUGUUGAGGGUAAUUGCGUUGGACGAGGAUCGAAUAUUGUUCUUGUACGGAUGCGUUGUAGUUGUUUACUCUUUGAAGAAUUGUUCGUACUGGUACCCUCCGACUGAUAGUGUGGCUGCAGUUCAGCACGCGGAUGUGUUUGUGGAGAGCCUCAUUUCGCCUUGUGAUUAUGAGGCGAACCGUAUGUAAAAGAAGUGUUUUUUUUUUUUUCUUUCUUUCUGUAAUGAUUUUCUUGCUUUUAGUGUGUCCGUGGUGUUUCGACUGUGUUUUUCAGCUUUGGUUUGGAAUAAAUGUACUAUUUUGCUUUGGUUUAAAUCUAUUUUUUGUUUAAUUCUUGGUUUUUUUUUUCUAGUGAUGAUUCUACUAGUGCAUGCUUUGUUAGUUGCGUGUAAGGUGGUGUUUGCAAAAGCUUUUAUAAACA
Erythranthe guttata (spotted monkey flower) is the source of this 2104-nucleotide messenger RNA. Its product is annotated as F-box/kelch-repeat protein At3g23880. Gene Ontology annotation, molecular function: protein binding. The record is from RefSeq and is a predicted model, not a curated record. Lineage: Eukaryota; Viridiplantae; Streptophyta; Magnoliopsida; Lamiales; Phrymaceae.